Messenger RNA from Spirodela intermedia, 328 nucleotides. The record is from the annotation of a GenBank genome assembly. Lineage: Eukaryota; Viridiplantae; Streptophyta; Magnoliopsida; Alismatales; Araceae.
AUGGAGGGGAGGUCGAUGGAGUCGGGGCUGAGGAAGCAAGGCCGCUCCUUCUUCAUCUCCAUGCAAGAAAGCUGGCGAUACAUGAAGGCCAUCUUCACCGGCCAGGUGCAAUCUCGUUGCCCCGGUAUAUACGUCUAUCAUCCAUCUGUCCGUGUUCUGUGAGGCGUUACGUUCAUCUCUCUCUCUCUCUCUCUCUCUCUGUGGACAGCUGAGAAAGGCCAGGGCUAGGACCGAAAAGGAGGCCAGCGAAGCGGACCUGCAGACGGCGAAGGCCCAGGUGGAGGCAGCGGAUGCAGCGGAAGAGAAAAAGAAGCAGCUGGGAAUAUAG